AAAGAGAGGAUGCCGCCUGCAGGACGGAGAUCGGGCAACUUUGGCGGGAAAGUCGUGCCGGGGACCAAGUCGACGAGCAAGCCCAGCAAACCGAGAACUCUUUCAUGCUCGUUCUCGUAGCAUCCGUCGGCGACACAUCCCUACGCAAAAAACCGCGCUUCCGACCGGGCACCGUCGCGCUACGAGAAAUCAGGCGGUACCAGCGCUCGACCGAUCUGCUGAUCCAAAAGCUUCCAUUCGCACGUGUCGUGCGCGAAGUGGCGGAUGACUUCAUCACCAGCGUCUACGAUGGAACAAGCGGCGCCGGCUUGCGAUGGCAGUCCAGCGCCAUCCUCGCGCUGCAGGAAGCGACCGAGGCAUAUCUCGUUCAUCUUUUUGAGGACGCCAACCUAUGUGCAAUUCACGCCAAGCGUGUCACUAUCAUGCAACGAGAUAUCCAACUGGCCCGACGCAUCCGCGGCGUGUGGGGAGGGCUUGGUUGAACCAGACUGAUGUGCAUUCCGUCGAUUCAAAGUCCACUUCAUCCUCAACACACUCUGCAUUACUCUGACAUGACUUUCUCCCAGGCAUCGUUCCAACAGCAUUUGUACUAUCAUCAGCAUUACAAACAGUUUGGUUGACACAG
Messenger RNA from Tilletiaria anomala UBC 951, 625 nucleotides. RefSeq names its product histone-fold-containing protein. The record is from RefSeq and is a predicted model, not a curated record. Lineage: Eukaryota; Fungi; Basidiomycota; Exobasidiomycetes; Georgefischeriales; Tilletiariaceae. The transcript has 4 exons. Bases 105 to 482 code for a protein of 125 amino acids. Gene Ontology annotation, molecular function: structural constituent of chromatin; protein heterodimerization activity; DNA binding. Gene Ontology annotation, cellular component: nucleosome.